Molecule: messenger RNA, 1470 nt
Organism: Dryobates pubescens (Downy woodpecker)
Lineage: Eukaryota; Metazoa; Chordata; Aves; Piciformes; Picidae
Gene: PLVAP
Product: plasmalemma vesicle associated protein
Exons: 6
Coding region: 1-1470 (489 amino acids)
Biological process (GO): regulation of vascular permeability; positive regulation of cellular extravasation
Cellular component (GO): caveola
Source: RefSeq, a predicted model, not a curated record
AUGGAGAAGAGCAACUACGCCAUGGCCAAGUUUGGGCUGGAAACCAAGGAGGUGAUGCCCAAGCGGGACUGUGGCUUCUACGUCAAGUACAUCUUCCUCUUCACCUCCCUCAUCCAGUUCCUCAUCAUCCUGGGCUUGGUGCUCUUCAUGGUGUACGGCAACGCGCAGGCUGGCACCGACACGCACCUGCGGGCCAUGGAGGAGCAGGUCCAGAGCAGCUACGGCAGGAUCAUCGCCCUCAGUGCCAGGAACCUCAACCUCACCCGCACCCUCAACGCCACCCUCAAGGACAAGCAAGGCCUGCAGGCCCUCCUCCUGAAGGUCCAGAGAGACCUGGAUAAAUGCAACAGCAGCCAAGGGUCCAACUCCGUCCCCACGCUGCAGCAGAUGGUGAGGCUCAUCUACCUCCAGAGGACGAAGCUGGAUGAGUGCCACAUGGUAUUCAGCAUCACCAAUGCCAGCUGCAACGCUGAGAAGGCCAUGGUGAGGAGCCAGCUGGACCAGACCAUCCUGGCCAUGAAGAAGCUGGAGGAGAACACCCGCAAAGGUGAUGCCACGCUGGGCGAAGCCACCUGGGAGCUGGAGAAGUGCCAGCAGGACCUUCUCACCACCAGGACCAACCUGGAGUCCACAGAAACCCUGAUGAAGCAGCUGAAGCUCGAGUGUGGCUCCCUGAAUUCUCAUGUCAGCCACACCUUCCAGCGCCUGGAGGACAUGCUCCGGUCCCACAGCUGCAAGGCUGCCCACGACCAGGUCACCUGGCUGGCACAGAGGACAGAAGGACUCUUCCUCUGGCAGCAGGACCGGGAGACCAAGUACGUGGGGAAGAGCGUGUGUGACAUGUAUGUGCGCCAGUGCCACAUCAACUGCUCCAGGGAGAAGCAGGAGCGGCUGAAGAAGCUGCAGGACACGGAGAAGCAGGUCAAGAGCGGCCAAGAGGAGAAGAAGCAGCUGGUGGCGGAGAAGGAGAGGCUCAGCAAGGAGCUGGAGGAGAAGGGCAAGGUGGCUGCACAGGCUGGGUACUUCAAGGAGCAGCUCAACAUCUGCUUGGGGUCCAAGAUGGACGUCGUCCUGGACGGCACAGGCUCGCGGGGGCCGGGCGGCGCGGCGCGGGCAGGACCCCUCGCCAGCAGCGGCUCCUACACCGAUGCCCUGGGGAACCAGGGCAUCUUCGGGAACACGGGGAAGAUCAACACAGAGGACAUCGAGCGCUGGGUGCAGAAGCUCAUGGAGCAGUACACACCAAACCUGAGGAACCCCAGUUCCAUCCUGCCCCCGGACCCCUCGGACGCGCCAGGGCGCGGGGCCAGGGCGCCGCGGUGGGCGCAGGAGGCGGCGAUUAAUCACCGCCUGCCGCUCGCUGAUUUACAGCCUCGCUUCCCGCUGCUUCCUGGCCAGAGCAGCUCUUCCUGCCCGCCGGGCUCCCCGCACGCCAUCUCCCCUCGCCAGCACCUCGCUGCUGGCACGUAG